GCUGAGGUAUGGGCAGUUUGCACAAGAUUACUUAGAUAACUCUUUCAUGAAUCAGACGAUAACCAGCUGCCAAACGUGAAGUGUUCGUAAUUUAUGCAGAUAUACUGAAAAGUGAAUCCGUGUAAAUGUCGGCGAAUAGAAAUGCAAGUGCAGUGAUUUAAGAAAAAAAUUCAAUUGGAAAAAUUUGUUUACGUGGAAUGCAGCUUUGCUUCUAAAUUUUUACGUGGUACAUUUUUGAAUAAGUUACGCACCAAUUGAUUAAUAAUUAAUAGAUACACGGUCAUGACUUCGAAUAUUUUAUUUUUCUUAAAUUUAUCGGCGUUUUUUGUGACUUUCAUCAAUUGUGUGGUAAUUCACACGAAGCAAGGGUCCUUGAAAGGGUUCAUUUCCCAAAGCAGAAAUGGCCGACCUUUUUAUUCGUUUCAAAGUAUUCCUUACGCUGAACCUCCUGUAGGAGAGUUACGAUUUCAGGAUCCAGUUCCGGCGAAAUCGUGGCAAGGUGUAAAAGAUGCUACAGUCGAAUCGCCCAUUUGUAUCAAUCAACUGUUUGGUCACGUAUCUGGCCACGAAGAUUGUCUCUAUUUAAAUGUGUACACGCCAAAAAUAACAAAUGAUACAUUAUUGCCUGUUAUGGUUUACAUUUAUGGUGGACAUUUUACCUGCUGCAAUGCUCAAUCAGAUCGAUAUGGAGCUCAUUAUUUCAUGGACAGAGACGUCAUAAUAAUAACUUAUCAUUACAGAUUAGGAAUGUUCGGUUUUUUGAGCACCGAAGAUGAAAUAAUACCGGGAAACUAUGGCUUGAAAGAUGGAAUAGCGGUUCUUCAAUGGGUUCAAAAAUAUAUCGAUGAUUUCGGCGGCGAUAGAAAUAGAGUAACUUUAUUUGGAGGCAGUUCAGGGGCAAUUAGCGCAUCAUUAACGCUGAUAUCACCUCUGGCCAACGGUUACGAUUAUAGUCUGUUUCAUGGCAUCAUAACUCAAAGCGGACACCCUUUCGAUAUGGAGAAACCUGGUGUACCUAGAUUAAAUGCGUGGAGACUUGCAUCAUCGGUUGGUUGCGAUGGAGACGACAUAAAGGCUACAGGAAAACUUUUAAGCUGCUUGAGGAAUAUUCCAGCUGAAGAGUUGGCAAAGUAUAUUGAAACUUACAGCAUUGGAGUAAUAAUGCCUGCUUUUCCUUGGGGCCCGGUUAUUGAAACUGAAAAAGCUCCUGGAGCAUUCCUUGUCGACGACCCAAGAAAAUUACUGGAACGAAAAUCAGAUAUUCCUUGGAUAAUGGGCAUGAAUACCGAUGACGGUGGCAUGUUGGCGUCGUUUGUUUACUACGAUCCAUCUUGGAAAGAAUCAUUAUCUCAUGAUUUCGAUACCAACUACAGAAAACAUUUUCCGGAACUUUUUCGAUACAUACACCACGUCAGUGCUGAACAACUCGAUAACGUAACGGAAAUGUAUAAAACGCAUUAUUUCGGUGACAAAAAAAUCAGCGAGAAUAUUCACGGAUUCUCAAAGAUGUUUACCACGUUGAUUUACGCAACCGGGAUCAGAGAAAGUGUGAAAUUAUACAAAGGUCCGAAAUACGUUUACUAUUACGAUCAUAGAAAUAAAGAAUCAUUCGCAAAUAUGUACGCAAAUACUAAACUCGACAUAGACCUUGGUAUUGUUCACGGAGAUGAACUUAUAAGUUUUUAUAACUGGUCUUCUGAGAUAACCCCAGUCACCGAAGGAGUUGACUUGACAGUUUCCGAACAAAUGCUGGAUUUAUGGACGAAUUUCGCCGCAACAGGGGAUCCGAAUUAUCAAGACAGAACAGUUUGGAAUCCGGUAGAAGAAUCGUCCACGAUGAAUUACUUGCAUAUAAGAAAUGGUGAACUGAAAAUGAAGCAGGAAUUCCUGAAAUCCGAAUUUGAUUUCUUAGACAGUGUUCCAGUAGAUGGAUAUUUUUAGACUCUCCGAUGUGUGCCAUUGUUACCUACAUACCAUAUUGUUGUUAUUUAUUUGCAUAAUGAUACGAGAAAAAAAAGAAAUCACUGUUCCUCGUAA
Planococcus citri (citrus mealybug) is the source of this 2037-nucleotide messenger RNA. Its product is annotated as juvenile hormone esterase-like. NCBI's taxonomy places the organism in Eukaryota, Metazoa, Arthropoda, Insecta, Hemiptera, Pseudococcidae. The record is from RefSeq and is a predicted model, not a curated record. The transcript has 10 exons. Gene Ontology annotation, molecular function: serine hydrolase activity. The coding region runs from base 283 to 1941 and encodes 552 amino acids.